This is a messenger RNA of Thermothielavioides terrestris NRRL 8126, 1485 nucleotides long. RefSeq lists its product as uncharacterized. Gene Ontology annotation, molecular function: transmembrane transporter activity. NCBI's taxonomy places the organism in Eukaryota, Fungi, Ascomycota, Sordariomycetes, Sordariales, Chaetomiaceae. The transcript is spliced from 3 exons. The record is from RefSeq and is a predicted model, not a curated record. The coding region runs from base 1 to 1485 and encodes 494 amino acids. Gene Ontology annotation, biological process: transmembrane transport.
AUGGCCCUUCCAAGCCCAGAAGUGGCAGCGGCGGCGUCGAGAAAGGACACUACCCCGGGAGACCAUGGCGGCUUCCAGACGUCGCAGGAUAGCGUUGACGGUGCACUCGAGCCUCGCUCCGGAAACGAGAGCCCGGAUGAGACAAAAGCGGACAGCGUCCUCGUCGAUUGGGACGGACCUGACGAUGCCGCCAACCCAGUCAACUGGCCGGAUCUCAAGCGGUGGGCUCACAUCAUCAUGAUAUCCAUACUCGGGCUCAUUACAAACCUUGCGCCGACUAUCUGUGCACCAGGUAUCAGGGGCAUAGUCGCCGAUCUCGACAUCACCUCCGAGACAGUCAGCACACUUGCGGUCACCUUCUACGUCCUCGGCAUCGCGCUCGGCCCCAUGGUCCUAUCUCCGCUGAGCGAAGUCUAUGGCCGCUUGCCGAUCUACCACGCUGCCAACCUCGUGUUCGUGGUUUUCGUCAUUGGCAACGCCCUGAGCACCAACGUUGCCCAGUUCAUCGUCUUUCGCUUUAUAUCGGGGUGCGCCGGCGGCGUCCCGAUGGCUCUCGGUGGCGCCUCUAUCGCCGAUCUAACCCAGCUAUCCAACAGAGGGCUGGCCAUUACCUUGUUCAGCUUGGGUCCGCUCACUGGGCCGGUGCUUGGUCCGCUGAUCGGAGGCUUCAUCGCCGCCACGAAGGGGUGGCGCUGGGCUUUCUGGGUGUUGGCGAUUGUGGGCGGUGCUGCCGCCGUUCUGUCCCUCGCUGUAUUGCGCGAGACACACCCGCGGACGCUGCUGGAGCGCAGGGUUCUCGGCAGAGCCUUGACUCGCCCGACUCUGCUCCUCGUUCGCUCGCCCGUUGUGUUGAUCCUGUCGCUCUACGUGGGCCUCGUCUUCGGCAUCAUGUACCUUCUGUUCACAACCUUCACCGACGUGUUUGAAGGACAAUACGGCUUCACGACCUCGACAAGCGGCCUGGUGUACCUUGGCUUGGGCAGCUCCAUGGUCGUCUCGGUGCCGAUCUUCAACCAGCUGAAUAAGCGUAUGAUUGCGCGGGCUACCGCUCAAGGCCUGCCUGCGCCAAGUCCUGAGUCGCGUUUGUUGCCCAUGAUCUGGUUCAGCCCUUCAGUGACCGCGGGUCUCCUCCUCUACGGCUGGACGGUCGAUUACAGGGUGCAUUGGUUUGUCCCGAUUAUCGGCACCGCCCUCUGCGGUUACGGGGCCUUCUUCGUCCUGAUGCCCGCCCAGCUUUAUAUUGUGAAUAUGUUCGGCUCGGAGGGUGCGGCGUCUGCACUGGGUGCGAACCUGCUCUUGCGGUACAUCUCGGGCACGUUUUUGCCACUUGCCGGGCCGAAAAUGUACCAGACGCUGGGAUACGGCUGGGGCAACUCACUGCUGGGCCUUCUUUCUCUCGUCUUGCCGUUUCCCGUCCUCUUCUACAAGUACGGAGGAGUGCUCCGCUCCAAGGCUCCUCUUAGCUUCCGGGCUGGCGCCGUCUGA